Cryptococcus deneoformans JEC21 is the source of this 1742-nucleotide messenger RNA. RefSeq names its product expressed protein. The transcript is spliced from 7 exons. The coding region runs from base 282 to 1508 and encodes 408 amino acids. NCBI's taxonomy places the organism in Eukaryota, Fungi, Basidiomycota, Tremellomycetes, Tremellales, Cryptococcaceae. The record is from RefSeq and is a predicted model, not a curated record.
UUUCGAACCCCUUUCUCAAAAUUACUCCUUUCAAAUCUGGCUCCCUGUAUGGUCAUCACACAUCAUUAAAUUUAGCUUAUGUCCUCUGUUAUACAACUGAUGCCUGUGACGGGCUUUGCUGUGUACCGCCAUCGAUCGAGCUCCGCCAAGCUAAACCUUUACAUCCACACUUAUAAACUCGUUAUUCGACGACUACUACAACAGCAGCCGUAUUAAGACGCGCUGGACGCUACUCGUUGCUACGCUUUCCUCUUUCAAGCAGUCAUACCUCGGGCGGCGGUAUGUCUCAACUACUAUGGAUUUCUGACGCCUCGCCUCUUUUUUUCUACUCACCCGCUGAGGCGUACUUUGCUGGUCAAGGGUUGAACUCAUGGGUAGGUUCAGCGGGCUUAAACUCGACUACCACAGUCGCCGCCGCCAAUGGGGGAGGAGGAACGACGACGUAUCAUUCAACAACGGGCAUGGCUGGGGUCAUAAUACCUGCUAUAUAUGCUACUUCAUUUGUUCCAAUAUUCUCGGCCCCAGACUCAUACGACGUCACCAUGCAGCAAAAUUCCAACGAUCCUCAGGACUGGAAAUCGGGUCAGAAUUGGACGAGCUCGGGAGGAGAUUUUAGUGCACAAACUUUUACCAUAGAAGUCUCCUGUCAGGGCGACUGUGACGACGAUUUUAUCUUUGAGGGAGCGUGGGUGGAGACAGAGCUUGCUCCAGAGGGUUCAGACACAGAGAGCGUGUCAUUGGAUGAUUCUUCCUUAUUGAUACAGUACACAGGCUUCACGUCCGUGGAGGCUAAUAGCCAGCCCGUGCAAGUAUCGUCUUCAGAUUACAACUCCUCGCUGUCUAUGACAUCAACCGCAGGAGCCACGGCUCAGGUCAUGUUCACUGGUGCUUCGGUAAUGGUAUCAGGGGUCUCAUGUCCCUUCUGUUCAACAUUCUCGGUCAGUUUAGAUUCGAAGACUGCAGCAACGCUUGAUAGCGCCAACAAUGCCACUGUGCAUGGAACCUUACUUUAUUUUGCUACUAACUUGGACACAAGCGACACUCAUACUCUAAUUCUUGAAGCUGAAGGCGGCGGAACUUUAGUUAUUGAUGAAUUUACAGUAAACGGACCUAAGGGAAGGGUUGGAUUUAUUGGCACGGUCGAUGGACUCACGACUACAGUCGGUCCAUCAAGCACAGGUGUAAUCAGCAGCGAUGGCAGCAGUAGUAACACAGCAAGUAAUAGUGGGGCCACUGCCUUGUCGGCGGCUACUGAAGGGGGUGCGCCAAACGUCGGUGUAAUCAUUGGCGCCAUUCUAGGUUCACUAGCCGGUGUAGCAAUCUUGUAUUUUCUUUGUCGAAAAGCUGUUCCUGCCGCCAAGAGCAGUGAGAAAAAGAAGAUGGAUCCGUGGGAUGAGGCCAAUUUACUACAGAAUAUGAAGAAUGAAGGAGUCCAUGUGACAACAGUCGCUAAUCAACGCUAUGUCUAUCCCGGAUUAAUCGCCCAUAGUGAUCUGACGAAAAAGUAGAUCCUUGCUGGUCUUCAAACUAUGCAUAGCCCUUUACAUCUCACCAUCCUUGCUUCUGACCCAUCCCUUGAAGAAUCCUCUCUAUGAGCGCCCUUUUCAUGUACUGUUCUCUUGCCAGUGACCUGAUGGAUUUGAGAUAUCGGUCAAGAUCGACGCGUUCCGCGUCAAGGGCUCGAGUCAUAUGGUAAAUUGUAUCUUCGAUGGCGUUAUCUUCCGCUACCAAGUCCACUAGCC